Messenger RNA from Adineta ricciae, 555 nucleotides. The record is from the annotation of a GenBank genome assembly. Lineage: Eukaryota; Metazoa; Rotifera; Eurotatoria; Adinetida; Adinetidae.
AUGGGAAAUUUAUUUUCUCAUACAAAUCAAGAUGAGCAGUCAGGAAUCCCUCGUGAAGCUUUAGCAUUACGAAAUGAAGCUCGACAACUUCUGUCAGAAGCUCAAUUGUCUUCGAAACAAUCGCAAGAUGAAUACCAACAUGGUUGUCGAGCACGUGCCAAAGAAUUAUCGAUCAGAAAGAAUGCUUUUUACGCACAAAUGAAUGAUAAAAAUGAACAAGCGGCAAGAAUCAUCUUCCAGCAUUUCAAUCGAACUCGUCCAAAUAACGAAAUCGAUCUUCAUGGUCUUUAUGUGAAUGAAGCAUUGAAUUAUCUCGAGAAUAAAAUGAAUAAAAGCCGAUCGGAGAAUGUUUUACAACUGAAAGUGAUCACAGGAAUGGGAAAUAAUUCACCAAAUCGGAUUAGUAAAAUCAAACCACAGGUCGAAGAAUUCGUCCGGCGAAAUUCUUUACAAGCAACGAUCUAUCCCGGACAUCUUAUUAUCAAUUUAUUCACAUCUGAAAACUCGACAACGAAGAAUCCGUCAUCCAAUACAGAUCAAUGCAUUAUUUUAUAA